AUGGCUACCAAUCAACAAUUGAGUACUAUUGAAAAUCUUGCUACUUGUCAAUUUUGGACUUUCAAUGAACUUUUUACAAUUCUUUCAUAUACACCACAACUUCGUCGUCUGAAACUUGUUAUGAGUGAUGUAAAAUUUGAUGAAUUUGAAAUACUUAUCAGAAGAAUAGAUGGUAAAUUAAAAAUUUUACGUGUUACUACUCAAUCUCAAGACUUAAAUUUUCUUAAUGCUCAUCGAUGGGAACAACUAAUUUUAAAGUGUUUAUCUCAAUUGAAAGAAUUUUAUUUACGAUAUAUUGAAAGUUUUGACGUCGAAUAUGAAAAUCCUGGAAGACCAGAUCAAUUAAUUUCAUCAUUUUGGAUUGAACGACAAUAG
This is a messenger RNA of Rotaria sp. Silwood2, 375 nucleotides long. The record is from the annotation of a GenBank genome assembly. Lineage: Eukaryota; Metazoa; Rotifera; Eurotatoria; Philodinida; Philodinidae.